UUGGCCAUGGGGAACAGCCUGAAUUCCCUCUGUUCCCCCUGCAGGGCAAGGAGGGCUCGGUCCCAGCAGCAGCAGGGGGGCUCCAGCCAUGGAGCAGAGCCAGGAGGGUGCCUGAGGCUGCUGGAAGGAGCAGCAGGGAGUGCAGGACAUGGAGCCCCCCAACAGCAGCGUGGCCGGGCAGGCAGACUCGUGCUUCGGGGUGUUCAAUGCCAGCGACGGCCGUGCCAGUGCACAGAACAGCAUCGCCUCGCCCUGGUUCUCCACCGCCUUCGGCCUCAUCGGCCUCUGCUCCAACCUCUUUGCCCUCUGCGUCCUGGUCAGCUCCUCCCGCAAGCUCUCCAGCCAGGCCCGCUCCUCCUUCCUCAUCUUCCUCUGCGGGCUGGUGGUCACGGACUUCAUGGGGCUGCUGGUGACGGCCUCGGUCAUCAUCCCCUACCACUUCACCAAGUUCUCCUGGGCCAAGGUGGACCCCAGCUGCCACCUCUGCAACUUCCUCGGCUUCUCCAUGGUCUUCUUCGGGCAGUGCCCGCUGCUGCUGGGGGCCACCAUGGCCGGGGAGAGGUUCUUGGGCAUCAACCGCCCCUUCUCUCGCUCCACCAGCCUCUCCAAGCGCCGCGCCUGGGCCAUCGUGGGGCUGGUGUGGGGCUUCUCCUGCUUGCUGGGACUGCUGCCGGUGCUGGGGCUGGGGCGCUACACGCUGCAGUUCCCCGGCUCCUGGUGCUUCCUCACCCUCCUGCCUGACACCGGCGACGUCAUCUUCUGCCUGCUCUUUGCACUGCUGGGCAUCCUCUCCGUGCUGCUCUCCUUCGUCCUCAACACCGUCAGCGUGGUCACGCUCUGUCGCGUCUACCACGACCGCGAGUCGGUGCAGCGGCGCCGUGACAGCGAGGUGGAGAUGAUGGUGCAGCUCGUGGGCAUCAUGAUUAUCGCCACCAUCUGCUGGAUGCCCCUCCUGAUCUUCAUCGUGCAGACGGCCCUGCAGCACCUGCCUGGCAACGCGCGGGUGCUGCCCAGGGACACGCAGGAGAUGCUGCUGAUCUACAUCCGCAUGGUCACCUGGAACCAGAUCCUGGACCCCUGGGUGUACAUCCUGUUCCGCCGGGCCGUGCUGCAGCGCGUCUACCCCCGGCUGCAGCCGCGGCCGUCCCUGGGAGGGUACGUGGGGGGAACCCACCCUGCUGACAAUCAGCAACAGCCUUUCUCCUCCAGUCUCUCCUUUAAUGAGCCACGGCUGCUGCCCACCACAUUUGGGGGCGUGCAAGGGGGAUCCUCAGGAAGAUGGGUGGGUUGGGUGCCUUCUGUCCCCCAGCCCAAGGGACAGAUCUAG
Molecule: messenger RNA, 1327 nt
Organism: Ficedula albicollis (Collared flycatcher)
Lineage: Eukaryota; Metazoa; Chordata; Aves; Passeriformes; Muscicapidae
Gene: TBXA2R
Product: thromboxane A2 receptor
Exons: 3
Coding region: 149-1327 (392 amino acids)
Biological process (GO): inflammatory response; positive regulation of vasoconstriction; adenylate cyclase-activating G protein-coupled receptor signaling pathway
Cellular component (GO): plasma membrane
Molecular function (GO): thromboxane A2 receptor activity
Source: RefSeq, a predicted model, not a curated record